Carcharodon carcharias (great white shark) is the source of this 1511-nucleotide messenger RNA. Its product is annotated as BTB/POZ domain-containing protein 19-like. Lineage: Eukaryota; Metazoa; Chordata; Chondrichthyes; Lamniformes; Lamnidae. The record is from RefSeq and is a predicted model, not a curated record. Bases 71 to 964 code for a protein of 297 amino acids. Gene Ontology annotation, molecular function: protein binding. The transcript is spliced from 8 exons.
CCUCCUCUCCCUGCCUGGACACCCCGGACUACAGCCUCCUCCUCCUCUACCCACCCCCCGGCCCGGGGACAUGGCCGACCCUUUCCAACCCGCUUAUCUGCGGGGAAACCUCGGAUCCUUCGCCGCCGACAUGAGGAAAAUGAUCAACGCCCCGGAGUGGAGUGAUGUAAAAUUCAUUGUUGGAGAGGAGAGGAAAGUGGUAUAUGCCCACCGCUGCAUCUUAGCUUAUCGCUGUGAGGCAUUUAAUGCCAUGUUCACCAAGCAACAUUUGUCAAGCGAUGCAAAAGAAGCCGAAAUUCCAUUUGUUCUCUCAGAUGUGCAGCCAGCUGUCUUUCUGGCUGUGGUUGAGUUUCUCUACACAAACUGCGUGAUGCUGAGCAGCAAAAUAGCUCUGGAUGUACUUACAUCAGCAGUGGAAUAUGGGCUGGAUGAGCUUCAAAGGCUAUGCGUGGAUUAUAUCAAUAGUACCCUGACAGUAGAAUCUGCCUGUGAAGCAUUGCAGGCUGCAGUGACAUACAGACAGACUGACAUGAAGGACAAAUGCCUGGCUUUCAUCGAGGGCCACACCAAAAGUAUUGUGAAGACCCGAGGCUUCCAUGAACUUUCUGACCCUGCCCUGCUUGCUAUUCUGCAGAGUGACUUCCUCACCAUUGAUGAACCUGAUUUAAUUAACUUUGUCAGAGAAUGGGCUCAUGUUAACUCAGUGGUUCUGGAUAAACCAGUGCCAGAAAUAGCAAAGGAAGUUGUUCAUGAACUGCGGCUUUUUCUGUUGACUCCUGAAGAACUAACAAUCCUGGAAGCUGAAAACAAGAAAGAUAACUUAAUUCCUAUGGACAAAAUAGCUGAAGUAUGGAAGUUUCAUGCAUUAAAGAAACCAAGUGGGAUCACUCCCCAUCUGCUUCGGAGACGGAAAGGCACUCGCCCUCGAGACCAUCACAAGUGCCUCAACCUUUACCACAAAUAGAGGUCAAAGCCACACAAUGGUACUUGAACUCUGUACCCUAAACUUAUGUGAAGAGAAUUCAUCAACAGUCGUGAUCUCUACUGAUCCACAUCAAAUUAGUGUCUUAUGGUACAUGGUACAGAUCCUUACACUGGGGCUGUAUCCUAUCUAGAUUGUAUGAACUAUACAAGUUGUUUAAAUUAACCUGAAAGCAGUUGCACUGUGCUUUACAUAAGGCCAGUUUCAUAUUCUGAAAACUUAGGAAAGUCACACAGAUGUGUUCUUAUAUAAGUGAAAGGCACAGUUAAGAUUGGGUGGCUAGUAGGAAUACUGUUCAUUCACCACUAUAUCCUGGGUUCGAUUGUCAAUAGGAUCCUGUAUUAAACUAGCUUGUUGCAGUGUGAACAAGUCCAUGAAUCCAUGGCACGAAAUUGUCCGCAAUUCAAUUCUACUUGGCACUUAAGCUAGUAGGUUCACUCGGACAGGCUGCAAGGAUGACUGGUGGGAAAAUGUCAGUCAGGAGCAAACAUCUGAUUGUAAAAUAAGGUUCAUUGUUGGGUGAAAUGCA